Molecule: messenger RNA, 1972 nt
Organism: Polychytrium aggregatum
Lineage: Eukaryota; Fungi; Chytridiomycota; Chytridiomycetes; Polychytriales
Product: Tubulin/FtsZ, GTPase domain-containing protein
Exons: 12
Coding region: 44-1672 (542 amino acids)
Biological process (GO): mitochondrion distribution
Cellular component (GO): cytoplasm
Source: RefSeq, a predicted model, not a curated record
UCCAACACCAAUCGCCAGCAGAGGACCUGGCCACCCCAGCAGCAUGCCGACCAAGGAAAUCAUCACGCUGCAGAUCGGCCACAGCGCCAACUUUGUCGGAACCCACUUUUGGAACCAGCAGGAGGCGCUGUUUGGGGACGAUGGAGAUCAAGAGCCGGAACUCAGCCACGACGUGCUCUUCCGUCAAGGCAAAUCAAGCCAUGGCGACGAGACAUACACCCCACGCCUCCUGGCGCUGGAUCUGAAGGGUAGCCUCGGCUCUCUCAAGCUCAUGAACGAAAUCUAUGAACGGGACACAAGGUCCGACUCGUGGGCCAACGGAGUCGAUCGCCACGAGUCCGACCUGCAUCCAAAGAACGCCUUCCUCCAGCAUCUUGAUGAGGCGCAGCUCCCAGCACCAGAGCAGCCACCUGUCCAAAGCUAUGCCAAAAACUUGGACCAAACCGUCCGCGUCUGGUCCGACUUCAAUCGCAUGUUCUACCACCCAAAGUCGAUUGUGCAACUCCCCCAAUACACGCACGGCAGCGAGGAGCAGCCCUUUGCCCUCUUCAGUCAAGGGAUGGAGGUCAUGGCUGAUGCCGAUACUUACGACGACGUCAUCGAUGAGCGCCUGAGGUUUUUCAUGGAAGAGUGCGAUGCGCUGCAGGGCAUCAACGUUAUUGCUGAUGUCGGCGAUGGCUUCGGUGGUAUUGCUGCCUCGAUCACCAGUACGCUCCGCGACGACCACCAGAAACUCGCCAUCACGACAUUUGGAGUCGACCGACCGCUGCCUCCGAGUGCGACGCUGAAGUCCGUCUGGGCCCACAAUGUCAACUCGGCGAUCGCCUUGCAGAAGCUGAGUGAAAACUCCUCGCUCUUUGUUCCGUUGAAGGCCGCCACACCGGCGACCCUGGACCCAUUAGGCUGGUCCCGAUACCAGCGGCCCAAUCUCAACCUGCCAUACCAUUGGAGCGCUGAAAUUGCAGCUGCAAUCGAUACUAUCACCAUUCCGUACCGACUCAAGAAACAGUCGCUGGCAAUGUACGACUCCGUAUCUGUGAUGAAUGCCCGCGGCAAUUUGCAUCUUGCAGCGCUGUCGAUGGCUAUGCCGUGCCCAAUGCCGGCCGACGAUCCUCUUGCCACACUCUCUCGCCCUCUGAAGAUCGACGAGCGAAUCCCUUGGAUGCGCGAUCUCUCCACAGGCGCCAAUUUCGACCAGUGCGCUCAUGAGACGGCCCAAGUGAGCGUGCUGAGGGGAUCUGUACCAGGCGUUGCUAAAGCUUCGCUGGUGGCAGCAUUUGAUGCGUUCGCAUCUUCGUUCCCGGUUCCCAUCGGCGCCAGCCAGAGCUUUGUCGUCGACACUGCCCUCCGGCUGGGUGAAACAUUUCCUCAAUUCUUCUCAGGACUUGGUGACCAAGGACAGAUUCAGGACCCAUCCAGUGCAGAAGGUGCAACGGAGGUGUCUCAGCUCCCGGUUCUGGCCCGAUUGAGAGCAACGCCCCGCUUAAGAGGUACUGUUCUUGCCAAGGCCGACGCCCUGAGAAGUGCCAAGGUUGCCUCGAUGCAAGGCGGCGGCGUGGGCUCCGUCGGCAUCCAGUUCGAGAAGGGCGACUUUGGAAUGGAUCGCGAAAUGCUUCAAGAAUGCGAAGAGCAACUCCGUGAAAUCUGCGACGCCUACGCCGAGCUUGCAUAGGGCCCAGCAGCGCAUCGAUCAGUGAUGCUGUGAGACCCUGCCUGUUCGCGAUAUCCGCAUCGCUGUGUUUGGCCAGCUACCGGUGCAUCCAUCCGACAUGAUGCUGAGCGGGCUGAAUAGCGCUGUUGCUGUUGCUCCUUGCGACUCUCGGCAAUCAGCAGCACCAUCUGUGCUGAACCAUGUCGACUCUCCAGGAUCUUGAAUACACAUCUCUGUCCAGUGUACUCAAGGACACCGUUUCCUGUGUAUUCCGAUACACCCCGAGAGCCGAUGGGCGCUGAGCUGCCCGACCGUCGAUGU